Leptidea sinapis is the source of this 3347-nucleotide messenger RNA. Its product is annotated as LON peptidase N-terminal domain and RING finger protein 3-like. Bases 46 to 1278 code for a protein of 410 amino acids. The transcript is spliced from 11 exons. The record is from RefSeq and is a predicted model, not a curated record. NCBI's taxonomy places the organism in Eukaryota, Metazoa, Arthropoda, Insecta, Lepidoptera, Pieridae.
UCACAAAGACAAGGUUUAAGAAUAGUUAAUAUUAUAACUAUAGUCAUGAAUAUAUGCUGUUGCCAAUGCAGUCAGUUGUUGUUGGACCCUGUUACUUGUGAUUGCGGUUUAUCGAUUUGCCAAGAGUGCUUAAAUCAUCAAAAGUUGUGCAGAUGCGGAAAAUUUGUUACGGGUGAAAUUAACUCUCCAUUGAAACAAAUUAUCGAGAAAAUUAUAAGUCGACUUUUUUCCAAAAAACCACCGUUUUGCAGGAACAAAAAAAACAAAGAUGGAAAAAUAUUGUCGUGCUGUAUACGAAAACGAGUUAGGAUGCUGAGGUGGAAACUAAAAAGGCAUUCGGAAAUAAAGAUGCUUGGAUUAUGUGGAAAAGACUUAGAAUGUCCAAUAUGCCUCGACAUAUACAGAGGCCCAAUAACCACAACCUGUGGCCAUAUGUUUUGCAAACUUUGCUUAGAACGAUUGCUAUAUUAUAAUAAUAGGUGCCCUAUAUGCAUCAGGGAGUUACACGAUUUUUCCAUAGUUAAAGUUAAUCCAACGAUUGCGAUGACUGAUAUUCUGUCUUUUGCUAAACUAUAUCAACACUUCAAUGAAAGCGAAUAUAUUGUUCCAUUAGUUGUCGUGAAUUGUGACUAUUUUCCGGAAGUCAUCUAUUUGCAAUUUCAUCCUCAAUCGUGGCGAUUCAUAGAUUAUCAUAUAAAUCACUCGAAACGUGUUAUCGGGAUUGUGUUAAAUGAGAAAAAAAUUGAAGAUGUAGGAUAUGUUGCACAAAUCAGGGAUUGCGUACUUAAAAGAGAUGGUAACUUAAUUCUAACGGUCCAACUUGAUACGCGAAUAAAUAUCAAGAAUCGUUACAAUCUCAAUGGGUAUCGCAAUAUAGCGGUUGUUGAAAACUUCUACGAUGAUGAAAUUAAGCCAGAUGAUGUAGAUGAAAUUGUAAAUCUGUCAAGACAAGUUUUACUAAAUUUAUCACGAUGGCUAUUAUCACAAAGUAAUGCCCAGUUAAGCCGAAUUAUAUCAUUAUAUGGAAACACUUCAAUACGACGAAUAAAUAUUUAUAAUGAUGUGCACAACAGGAAUGGAGCGCCGUGGCUUUGGAAAUUAAUACGGAUAUUGCCAAUAAAAUUAGAUACAAAAGUAUCACUACUUUGCUCAAAAAGUAUGAAAGAAAGACUCGCACUAGUUAACAAUAUUUUAAAAGAAGCUACGUUUAAGUCGUUUUGUUUGGGAAUAUCUUCGAUGAGUAAAAGUAAUCACAGAUUUUAUUCAUUAAAUAAAUGACUGGUUUUCUCGUUCGCCUAUAAAGUUGUGUACCUAAAUAGUUACAAAUGUGUGUUCAUGCAAUUUUAUCAUGUUCCAUUGGGAUUAACACUAUUUUUCCAAUUUUUUUAAAAGAAUUAUAUUACAUAAACACCUCUUAAUAAAUAGUAAACAUCAUUUAUAUCGCAGUCUGCAGGUUAAGUGCCCUGCAAGAACCUGGCAAUGUUACCUUUUUGAAUUACUAUACUUAUGACAGUAAGUAGUACCCAUGUGUUAGAUCUCGGAUCACCUGUCAAAUUUAUAAGAGACAGUUCUAUAAUAAGGAGUUCUUGUCAACGAAAACAUUAGUUAUGAGUUUGUUUGUAACACAUCUGAAAAUAACUUUUUAGAGGUAUCGUAUCGGGUAGUAUAGACUACGGCCUUUGUACCUACAGCUCAUAUGUUUCGAGCCGGUUGAGGGGCACCAGACCAGAGAUGAGUGCAAGUGUCCAUAUGUGGUCGCACCCAGCAAUGUCCUCGACCUCGAAUGAUGUCGACAACAACCUCUAUGAUGCGCUCAGUGAGAAACAUCGUUAUCUUCUCACAGUAACUUUUGGGAAGCCCAAAUCUUGUAUGUUAAGUACACCAGAAGAUUGCCAGCCGAUCCACAGUAGCGCAAGCCUUUCUGUUGGUCGUUGAUCAACUGGUGACUUCAUCAUCAUCAUCAUCAGCUCAAGAGCUGGCGAUUAAUUUCGCGAGAUCCGGUUGACGAAAGAGCUGUCACCUUUAUUAGGUAUCGGAUGGAUAAGAGCUGACUUCUUUAAGUCCGGUCCUACGAUUUUUGAUUGUGAUUGGUGGAAUAAUCAUUAGCACCGUAUUUGACUGGAGAGACACAUUCAAAGAAAAUGGUGUUCGUCUUACAGUUUUCUGUCUGCUCAAUACUUAAGUCAUAGAGCUCUGACACCGCGGGAUGUUUGGUGUUGUCUUGAUUUUGAAUCUUGUCAUAGUCGAAGUUGAGGCAUAUAGAGUGCCCAGAAGAUCAGCUUUCUCAUUUGUCCUGUGGACAAGGGUUUUAUUUCCCAUGUGCAGCGGCGGCAAGUAUGGCUUAGAGUAGUUACCAACAUGUGUGUUCCAGCCGGGUAACUUGAAAGCUCGCCUAUUUGACGUCGUGCAUGGAUACCACAAGGGUGAUUUGCUGGUCGAAGCACCUGGAGGCACGUUUGUAUAUCCUCUUUAGAGGAGAUAUAAACUAGAACUUUGAAGUUCGGAUCUUUUGUACCCAACUCGAACGCAGGUUCGAUACACCUUUUUUGCAGUCAGCUGCUACUUUAACUGACGCACCUGAGGUGUGUGAACUGCCACAGUAGAAAUGAAAAUAUCCAUGCCCUGUAGUAAUACAUGGGGAACUGCAACAGCACAAGCACAGGGAUAAUCGAGAGGGAAGCAGACCCUGCUUGGAGGGUGGGAUGCAAACAGGGAAACGUAUCCUAUAUCAACCUGCUUAAGGAAUAGGUAGACCGCUUGCAGCCAUCUCAAGAUGAUGGGGAACAGCGUUAAAUUUGGGAUGAUUCCGCUAAUGCUUCUAAGGAUAAAUUGCUUUCAUUGUGAUUUUAUAUUGAAUAUUGUGUGCAGAAAUACUUUGACUAUAAAUGUGACUCUGAAAAAUUUUCGCGCCAUCUAUUUAAAAUUAUAGUUCACAUAAUCAUUUCAUAAUUAUUAUAAUAUAUCACUAUAUUAUAAUAAUUAUGAAAGAAAAGUGAACGGCGAAAAAGAAAAUCAAAAAUAGCCGCUUGCCAUUCGGCGCGCUUGGUGCGCACCAAUUCUAUUAUUUAAUAGAAUAUAUUUUUUACUCUUACGAUGGCAGGGACAACACGUGGUAGAUCCCAAGAAAUCGGACGAUUCGUUGAAAAUUUAUAUUAGUCGAUAUUCUUAUAUACCUACCUACUUACUUAAAAUUCUCUGACCAAUAACGUCGCUUUUACAAUAUUUGAAUUUUAAAGAAAAAUUCCAGACUUUUUUGUACUUUAUAAAAAAAUAUUUCUUAUUUAAAAUACAAUUAUCGUCAAAACUGUUGAUGUAGUAAUUGUAAAGUAAUAAAUUUUAUAAGAAAA